GCGGCCACGGCCCAGUCCAGGCAGCAACGGCGUCAGAGGUGGGUGGACUCGCCCGCCAACGCCGAGCACCGCCAGGAUGGCGCCGUCAUGUCGCCCCUCCGGGCCCAGCCGGGCCUGGGGCCACGCUCUGGCGCUGCUCGCGCUGCUGGCCGCGUCCGCGGCCAUGGCCAUCUUCGAGGAGGUCGACGAGCCCAUGGAGUUCGAGUUCAAGCACCACGACAACACGGAGCUGCCCGACGUGCUGCGGGGCGUGCACCGCCGCUGCCCGGACAUCACGCGCCUCUACACGCUCAGCGAGAACAGUGUGCGCGGCAUCCCGCUCUACAUGAUCGAGUUCAGCGCCUCGCCGAACAGCUUCCAGCCGCAGGUGCCCAACGUCAAGUACAUCGCCAACAUGCACGGCAACGAGGUGCUGGGCCGCGAGCUGCUGCUCAAGCUGGCGCACCACCUGUGCGAGAGCUACCGGGCCGGGGACCCCGACGUCCAGAAGCUCGUCAACAUCACCCGCAUCCACCUGCUGCCCUCCAUGAACCCCGACGGCUGGCAGAUGGCCACGGAGUCGGGCGGCAAGAACUUCCUGGUCGGGCGCAACAACGCCCACGACGUCGACCUGAACCGCAACUUCCCCGACCUGGACCGCAUCAUGUUCAGCAACGAGGAGGCCCACGUGGAGCACAACAACCACCUGCUGGCGCAGAUGGACCGCCUGGACAAGCCGCUGGAGCCCGAGACGAAGGCCGUGAUGCGCCUCAUCAUGCAGGUGCCCUUCGUGCUGUCCGCCAACCUCCACGGCGGCGACCUGGUCGCCAACUUCCCGUACGACGAGACGCGCUCCGGCGCCCCGUCCGAGUACAGCAGGAGCCCCGACGACGACACCUUCAGGGCCCUGGCGCAGAGCUACGCGUCGGUGCACCCCGAGAUGGCGGACCCGGCGCGCCAGCCCUGCACCGUGCACGACUACAACUUCGGCCAGCAGGGCGGCAUCACCAACGGCGCGGCGUGGUACAGCGUGGAGGGUGGCAUGCAGGACUUCAACUACCUGUCCUCCAACGACUUCGAGGUGACGCUCGAGCUGGGCUGCGACAAGUACCCGCCCAGCAACGAGCUGGAGCGCGAGUGGCUGCGCAACCGGGACGCCCUCAUCAACUACCUGUGGCAGGCUCACACCGGCAUCAAGGGUGACGUCAUCGACUCCAGGACGAUGCGGCCCAUCGCCAACGCCCUGAUCCACGUCGCCAACCUCACCAGCGGCGUGGAGGUGGACAUCGAGCACGACGUCACCUCAGUGCACAACGGCGACUACUGGCGCCUGCUGACGCCGGGCCAGUACAGCGUGACGGUGUCCGCGCCGGGCUACGACCCCUACACCCUGCUGCUGCGGGUGCAGUCCAAGCCCCGCCAGGAGGCGGAGAAGAUCCGCUUCUACCUCCACCCGGUCACCAGGGACCGAGUCCUCGCCUAGGGUGCUUCGUGCAGGGCACGGCCUAAGGGUCGCCGAUGACGAGGCCGGCCCUACUCCCUGGUCGUGACCCACACCAACGGAACAUUCUCACCUGGUCUGCUCUGUGAGGAAAUCGCCUCGGACGGCUGCAGGGCGGAGGUGGGGGACGGCCGCGCGGCCCAGCGGCCCGGGCAGUGGUGUGCCUGUACUUGUUCCGUUCAGUGUCGCUCCGUCGCGGUUUCCACAUUGAUUCGACGGCGUUGGGAUUGAACGUCUCUCCCCCGACCGGGUCCCCCGGCCUCGCAGGGCCCCGGGGCACCCUUGGGUCUGGGUCACCCUGGGUCGCCCUGGGGCGGUGCGGGCCGGGCGGGAAGGGAGCCAGGACGAGUUCAGGAACACCACCAGCCCGCAGGCCGAUUCCGAGAAGUGCUUGUCGUCGCUCUCUCUCUUUUCUCGUACGCAUUAAGCACACCCCCACGAGUGCGAGAGAGACGGCGACGAAAGCACUGUCUCGGAACCAGCCUGCCAGGUCGGCCCCUCGUCCGCCUGGAGCGGCCGUGACGAAAACGAAAACCCAAACGAAAUCUCAGGACGAAGCGCCGCCUCCUGCGCCCUAGCUGACUAGCUGGCUUGCCCUUUCCCGCCUUUCCACAUCGAACCGCGUUCAGUUGGCAGCGCAGACGAGCACGAGCCGGCAGAGGCGGAGGGAGGGGGAAUCCGGAGAAGCAUCCCACUCACUCCAGUGUGGCAUUCCCUUCUUAUUCCCUGUGUGGAUUCCGAGCCGUCCCCCACAUUUCCCAGCAACCCACACUUCUCCUUUGCGUUGUUGCAAAACUGUCUUGUCAGGUAGAAUCUAGUCGCUAUGAUUUGGAGCUGUGAGGUGUGAAAGCGAGUGGAAUGUUUGUUUUGUUACGUCCAUGUGGGAGGAAUUAGAACUUGUUGAAUGCAGUGUGAACGCACCGACGCACUUGUUAAUGCAGUAAAAGGAACCCUCAAAAUUUUUGCUGACGUGAUGGCCGAAGCCUCAACUUUAAAGAUACAGUUCUGAGUACUAUUUAAAAUGAAGAAUUGGGCAGUUUUCACCCAAAAAAUUGUGUUUUCAAAAAUAUCUAGUCUUCCAAGUCAUAUCAUUGUUUCCAAAAAGAGAAGCAUACAGAAUUUGGAAGCUUAUGAUUUUGCCAAUCAAUCACCAGCUUUGUCAGUUGCUGCAUUGAAGCAACACCAAACCCAUGCACUGCUAAAAUUGAAGUUUUGGGUAGGUGUUAUUUUGGACGUACUGUCAGUGAAAGUUUGAGUUUCUAAUAACAAUCUGGGUAAUACUUCAUUCCAGUAGAGUGAUUGGUGUCAGUAAUGAAAGAAUCAAUUGACGUGCGUUGGCUGUAAAUGGAUUUGUCAAGAGAAAAUAAGAAAAAACCUAUUUCGUUAAUACAUUGAGAAUUGUAAUUGUGGUUUGCGAAAGACCAAAAAGCAAAUUUUCAAUAUUAUCUUUAUGUCUUCUGAGUGUGCCCGACUUUUUGUUUGAAAUUAGAUUGAAUAAAAGUUUCCGUAAAGAACU
Molecule: messenger RNA, 2996 nt
Organism: Thrips palmi
Lineage: Eukaryota; Metazoa; Arthropoda; Insecta; Thysanoptera; Thripidae
Product: carboxypeptidase E-like
Exons: 8
Coding region: 77-1462 (461 amino acids)
Biological process (GO): proteolysis
Molecular function (GO): metallocarboxypeptidase activity; zinc ion binding
Source: RefSeq, a predicted model, not a curated record